Soboliphyme baturini is the source of this 1446-nucleotide messenger RNA. NCBI's taxonomy places the organism in Eukaryota, Metazoa, Nematoda, Enoplea, Dioctophymatida, Soboliphymatidae. The record is from the annotation of a GenBank genome assembly.
AUGGCUAUUGGAAACCGCCUGAAGAAAAUUCCCGACCGGGACGGUAGGACGGCACGCCUAAUCGCAGAACUAGCGAUGUUGAAUUUAAACCUGCCCGCCCGCGUUUGGUUGCCCGUAUACUCGGAUAGAUGUAUGCACCACGUUGUGCGUAUUCCGCCCAACGCCGGUGUCGUACUUAAUUCAAAGGACAAAGCGCCAUAUCUCCUCUGCGUCGAAGUUUUAGAAGUGGACGAUAUUAAUAACGUUGUCGUGCCUCCGAAGUCGUCGGAAAUGUCCGCCUUGUUACACUCUAAAUCGUUCGACAACAUCGCGGAUGCACAGUGGAAUUCGCGGCACAUUUCCGAGAAUGCUAUCAUCUGUCCGGCGGAUCACGAACACGACGAGGACGACGUAUCUCCUCAGUUUACCACGGGGAGAAUGAACGCUAUAGAUACAAUAUCACAGAUGUCCUUUGGGAGCACGACCAGCACGGAUUCGAAGGAACAGUCAAAUCAGGUGAUCGCCAGCGACAUUCGACGCAGACUCGCCGAAUCACUUUCAGCCCCGACUAAGCAGCUAAAACAUAACAUCGAAGACCCGUCGGCAUCGGUGCUCAGUGAGCCAUGGGAAGAGAAGCUACGGAGGAUCAGAGAGGCCUCGCCAUACGGCCAUCUUUCUAACUGGAAACUUCUGCCUGUGAUCAUUAAGACGGGCGACGAUCUGAGGCAGGAGCUGCUAGCGUAUCAAAUUUUAUGCGAGUUGAAGAACAUAUGGGAGGAAGAGCACGUACCGUUGUGGGUCAAACCAUAUCGCAUAUCUGUCAUUUCUAAGGACUGCGGUAUCAUAGAAUCAAUAGUUAACGCGAUCAAAAAGAAUUUGAGCAAGGAUGGUUCAUGCUCGAUCUUAACUUACUUCCUGAAAGAGUUCGGUGAUCUUAACUCUGAGGAAUUCCUCACUGCUCAAAACAAGUUCAUCCGCAGCUGCGCGGCGUAUUGUCUCAUAUGCUAUCUGAUGCAAGUGAAAGACAGACAUAACGGAAAUAUUUUGCUGGACGCCGAAGGACACAUCAUUCAUGUUGAUUUCGCUUACAUUCUUUCUAGUUCGCCCAGGAACCUUGGGUUCGAAAGUUCUCCCUUCAAGCUGACUAAUGAAAUCGUAGAGGUGAUGGGAAGUUGCAAUGGCAAUAUGUUUAGCUACUUCAAAAUCUUGAUGCUGCAGGGGCUGAUCGCUGCUCGUAAACACCAAGAGCGAAUAUUGUCGAUCGUCGAAAUCAUGCUCUCAGGUAACCAGCUUCCGUGUUUUCGUGGAGGGGCGGCCGUUCUUCGAGGCCUGAGGGAUCGCCUUCAUCUGAACUGUACAGAAGAAAAAUUGCAUGGCAUAAUUGACUCUAUGGUUGAGAACAGCAGGCAUUCAUUGACCACUAGGUUAUAUGACAAUUUCCAGUAUUUUACAAAUGGAAUUUUGUAA